GGUGGAUCAUGAGGUCAAGAGAUCAAGACCAUCCUGGCCAACAUGGUGAAACCCGUCUCUACUGAAAAUAAAAAAAUUAGCUGGGCGUGGUGGCAUGAGCGCCUAUAGUCGCAGGUACUUGGGAGGCUGAGGCAGAAGACUCACUUGAACCCGGGAGGCAGAGGUUGCAGUGAGCCGAGAUCACAUCACUGCACUCCAGCCUGGCAACAGAGUGGGACUCUGUCUCAAAAAACAAACGAACAAGCAAAAAAAAAAAAAGUGUCAGUUCUGAAGAAUGAUGCCUGGUGGUUUCCUCCUAAGGACCUACAACUGUGCUGACCACAUGUAAGAGUAGGCAGGGCUCAGUAAGUGGGAUGAGUGUCCCAGAGCAGGAGUGAGGCAGCACCAGAAUUAGAGCUCUGGUUCCCUGACUGCAGCACUGCCCCGCCUCGCCCGACUCCCGCACCUCUCUGUUAUCCAGCCCCCAACAUGGAGAGCAGGUCUACACUCUUAGUCUCUCAGCACCCUGGGACAAAGAAGCAGGAAGAAAAGAACACAAGGACAAUGCCAGAAACCAGGGGACCUGACAGCCCAGACAGCAUCCUCCACCCGGGUGCCUGAGAGGUCUACGGCUCUCGCAGGCUCUGUGAGGGCUUUGCUAUGACCUCAGUCCCCUCACGGAGCCAGGACUGCCCCUUGCUGCCGCAGCCUUUCCAGGUCCCCGCCCCGCCCUGCCCCAUCCUCAGCCCCGAGUCACCAUGGGCAGCGUCAGUAGCCUCAUCUCCGGCCACAGCUUCCACAGCAAGCACUGCCGGGCUUCGCAGUACAAGCUGCGCAAGUCCUCCCACCUCAAGAAGCUCAACCGGUAUUCCGACGGGCUGCUGAGGUUUGGCUUCUCCCAGGACUCCGGUCACGGCAAGUCCAGCUCCAAAAUGGGCAAGAGCGAAGACUUCUUCUACAUCAAGGUCAGCCAGAAAGCUCGGGGCUCCCACCACCCAGAUUACACAGCACUGUCCAGCGGGGAUUUAGGGGGCCAGGCUGGGGUGGACUUUGACCCGUCCACACCCCCCAAGCUCCUGCCCUUCUCCAAUCAGCUAGAAAUGGGCUCCGAGAAGGGUGCAGUGAGGCCCACAGCCUUCAAGCCUGUGCUGCCACGGUCAGGAGCCAUCCUGCACUCCUCCCCGGAGAGUGCCAGCCACCAGCUGCACCCUGCCCCUCCAGACAAGCCCAAGGAGCAGGAGCUGAAGCCCGGCCUGUGCUCUGGGGCGCUGUCAGACUCCGGCCGGAACUCCAUGUCCAGCCUGCCCACACACAGCACCAGCAGCAGCUACCAGCUGGACCCACUGGUCACACCCGUGGGACCCACCAGCCGUUUUGGGGGCUCCGCCCACAACAUAACCCAGGGCAUCGUCCUCCAGGACAGCAACAUGAUGAGCCUGAAGGCUCUGUCCUUCUCCGACGGAGGUAGCAAGCUGGGCCACUCGAACAAGGCAGACAAGGGCCCCUCGUGUGUCCGCUCCCCCAUCUCCACGGACGAGUGCAGCAUACAGGAGCUGGAGGAGAAGCUGUUGGAGAGGGAGGGCGCCCUCCAGAAACUGCAGCGCAGCUUCGAGGAGAAGGAGCUUGCCUCCAGCCUGGCCUACGAGGAGCGGCCGCGGCGCUGCAGGGACGAGCUGGAGGGCCCGGAGCCCAAAGGCGGAAGCAAGCUCAAGCAGGCCUCGCAGAAGAGCCAGCGCGCGCAGCAGGUCCUGCACCUGCAGGUACUGCAGCUUCAGCAGGAGAAGCGGCAGCUCCGGCAGGAGCUCGAGAGCCUCAUGAAGGAGCAGGACCUGCUGGAGACCAAGCUCAGGUCCUAUGAGAGGGAGAAGACCAGCUUUGGCCCCGCGCUGGAGGAGACCCAGUGGGAGGUGUGCCAGAAGUCAGGCGAGAUCUCCCUCCUGAAGCAGCAGCUGAAGGAGUCCCAGACGGAGGUAAACGCCAAGGCUAGCGAGAUCCUGGGUCUCAAGGCACAGCUGAAGGACACGCGGGGCAAGCUGGAGGGCCUGGAGCUGAGGACCCAGGACCUGGAGGGCGCCCUGCGCACCAAGGGCCUGGAGCUGGAGGUCUGUGAGAAUGAGCUGCAGCGCAAGAAGAACGAGGCAGAGCUGCUGCGGGAGAAGGUGCACCUGCUGGAGCAGGAGCUGCAGGAGCUGCGGGCCCAGGCCGCCCUGGCCCGCGACAUGGGGCCGCCCACCUUCCCUGAGGACGUCCCCGCCCUGCAGCGGGAGCUGGAGCGGCUGCGGGCUGAGCUGCGGGAGGAGCGGCAAGGCCAUGACCAGAUGUCCUCAGGCUUCCAGCAUGAGCGGCUGGUGUGGAAAGAGGAGAAGGAGAAGGUGAUUCAGUACCAGAAACAGCUGCAGCAGAGCUACGUGGCCAUGUACCAGCGGAACCAGCGCCUGGAGAAAGCCCUGCAGCAGCUGGCACGCGGGGAUAGCGCCGGGGAGCCCUUGGAGGUUGACCUGGAAGGGGCUGACAUCCCCUACGAGGACAUCAUAGCCACCGAGAUCUGAGGGGCUGGGAAGGCGAGUCUGGGGACCUGGCACUGGGAGGCAGGGCUCUCCCGUGCAUCCCCCCUGCUCAGCAAUUCAGACCCGUCUGAGAGACGCCACUCCCUGGGACACAGACCCAGGACCCCCGAGGCGAGGGCAGGAUGGCCUUUCCUUCCAUCUCUGAUGUCCCAGUGCUCACCAGCCCUGCAGCCCACCAGACCUCAGGCCCUGACUCCUCUGGCUUUCCCAGGAGAUGGGUCCAGGGGUCUGUCUGCUUUGGUUAAGGGCUCCGUAAAUUUUGGCCUUUGUUCAAAAUAGCUAUCCUCUCCCCCUCCUCCAGGGAAGGUGGCCACAGCAAGUACAGCGGCUCCCCUGCUCUUCUCAUCCCAACCUGUUUUUCCUCCCGGACACAUUGGAAUGCCUUGGAAAUAGAAAGAAGCCAUAUAUGACCAGAAGCCUUGGAACCAGCCCCAUCAGAACCUGAGCUAUUUUCCUCUGGCCGCAGAGGUGUAGGGGUGGAAUGAGCUGCGGGGAAGCUGGCUUCGAAACCUCAGGGCUGUCCCAGCCCCGGCAAGCCACAGGAAGGAGGAGAGAGACAGGCAGCCCAGCAGUGUGGAGACCCUGCCACAGCCAGAGGAGGGCAGAGGGAGAAUCCAAGGGUUGAGAGCCAGUGGCGGAUGAUGGCCAGUCCCUGGGGCCCAGCCCCUGUUUACUGGUUCUUGCAAAUGGGAGCUGAGCAGCCUCUGAACAGCCAGUGGCCUUUGACCUCGGUGACCACUCUUCUUUAAGCCAUAGACCCUGAGGCCCUGGGCUGGGUGCUGGGAAGGGAGGGUUGAAGCCACCGUGAACCAGAGGGUGUGGCUUUCCAGUCGCCCUCGGGGAGCCUCCCCAUCUGUCCAGCUGGGGCCAGAGGCUGGGAGUCCCUACCUGGUUCACGUUGGCCGGUGGCUACUCUGGAAUGUUUUCCCCUCCCCAGAAUCAAGCUUUUGCUUGAUCCAGAAGAGCCCAUAUCACUAAGAUGGCAUAUAUGUGAUCUGGACGUUUUCCUCCUCUGCCUACAGCCAGGUUUGGUGGCACACCUUUCCCCCUUAGCACCUUCAGGGCUGAAUUCUGGGUUUCUAGAGGUCAGGACGGCUCCUCAGAGCGCCAGGAAGCCAGAGCCCCAAGCAGGACGAAAAAGAGGCAUAUACAUAGCAGUGUGCAUAGCCUGGCCACCAGCCAUCCUCCCUCCACCUCAAGACCCCCAUUUGUCCCAGACUAAAGGAUCCAGAGAGCAGGUCCCUUUCUCAGGAGCUUGGGCAGUGCCCCAGGGAGUCCAGGGUUUCUCUGCAGAUGUGCAGAGCUGGAGGCGGUGGUAGAGAAGGAUAAAAGGUGGAGUUUCUCUGUUGUUUGGUUCAGGGAUUUUAUUUUUAUUUUUAUUUUUAUUUUUAUUUUUAUUUUUAUUUUUAUGAGACAGGGUCUCGCUCUGUCCCCCAGGCUGGAGUGCAGUGGCAUGAUCAUAGCUCACUGCAGCCUCAUACUCCUGGGCUCAAGCAAUCCUCCCGCCACAGCCUUCCAACUAGCUGGGACUACAGGUGCAUGCCACCAUGCCUGGCUAACUUUUCAUUUUUUUUGUAGGGACGGGCUCUCGUUUUGUUGCCAAAGCUGGUCUCAAACUUCUGGCCUCAAGCAAUCCACCUGCCUUGGCCUCCCAAAGUGCUGAGAUUGCAGAUGUGAGCCACCGUGCCUGGCCAGAUUUUUCUUUUAUUCUUCUUUCUUUCUUUUUCUUUUUUGCUUUCUUGUCUUUUCAGAAGCAAGCCAGACCUAGCAGGCUGUUCCAUGUUCUAUUUUUGACUGUAGCCACAGCUGCUGUUCUCAGGACAGCAGCCCUUCCCACAUGCCUGCGCCUGCUGCCUGCUGAGAUGAGGAGGGGAGCGUCUGGGAACUUGAGUCCGAGGCCAGUCCCCAUUUCUGCCUCGCUCACCGCUGGCCCUUAGAGACCCCGAGGUAGGGGUGGGGAGAUGCUUCUCUCCUUGCUCCCCACCCUCAUGGGUCCUAGCCCUUCCCUGAGUGCGGGCUGAGGCCAGAGUCACCUUUUCUGUGGCUGGCUCUACCUUCCUGUCCCUGGGGUUCAACGGUGCCCAUCCUGCCAUCCUCAAACGACAGAAGAGCUUUUCUGGAAUUUCAAACCAUUGCUCUUAGUCCCAAGCUAGGCUUAAACCUGGAAUCCACAAGCAAAGGUCCCUCCCUGCCUGAGGGCAGUACCCUCCAUUGGGCACAGUUCAGACCCAAGUCAAAGAUGCCCCAUUCCUUGCCCCCCAGCCCUCAGUUCCUUCAUUUCCACCAGGCUGUGCCUUGUUUGAGUUUUUUCUCCCAGUGAGACUGCCCCACGGAGAGAGAGGAAAGCGCUGGCUCCCCCUCCCCAGGCUGGAGACCGCCCUCUCCAACCACAGGAAAGAGCAGCCAGAGUCCAGCGCUCUGCCCUCAGAGGUUGCCUGAGAAGUGGCUGCCACACCCAGGGGAAGGCCCUGAGGCGCGAGGCUGUGCUCCACCAUGGUGUCCCCGUACCCUCCAUACACAGGGCAGUGCAGCCUUCUCCAUAUCUCCACGGCCCUGUCCCAGGCCAGCCCAGAUGUGUUCCCCCCAGGCCUUGUCCAACGUCCAAGGUGGCAGAUGUCUUCCCUGGGCUGCCACCAGCCCCGGCCCCAGAGUGGCCCACAGUGGCACUAGAAUGCAAGUGUCCUGCGACCUCGCGACCUCACCUUCCUGUGGGUGUUCUUUCCUGCCCUGUCCGAAAGCGCCCUCACUAUUCUUGGACCAUGCUAGAUUCUGCCUCUCUGGAAAGAGGCUCUGGACAGCAGAAGCCUCCAAGCACAGAGCCUGGCCCCAGGCCCCAGACAGGGUGGGCUUCCUGCCCUUCUCUCUGGGCACGCCUGCUGGCUGACCCACUGACCCACUUGGAUGGACCAACCUGCUCUGUCCCCAAAGGACACGUGCAGGAGACAGCAGCACUCCGCACCACCUCACCAAGGAUCGGACUCUGCCCCUGGACCUCAGAAUGACUGGACUGUCACUGGGUUCCCUCCUAGCUCUCUGGGUGAACUCCUGCCAGGCACACACAGCCCCUAUAGCACUGAGCUCACAUGGGACUGGGAUAUGGGGGCAUCUCUUCCCCAGAGAGGCAUUCAGUGAGCCUCCUGUGCCUGGCCCCAGCCUGGGCCAUCUCUUAAGUGAGACAAUUGCCCGAAACUAAGCCAGGCCUGGCUGGAGGAGCAGCAGCUUUGGGAGAGGGAUUUCCCUGCAGACCUCAAGUCAUCAUGCGGUGGGUGCUGCCAUGACAGAGGCUGCACCCCUGGGCCAGUGGGACUGCUCACCCACCUCUUGUGCAAGGUGGCCUUCGUGCUGCGCCUGCAGGCAGAGCUGGAGCCCCCAGCAGAGGCAGGCUGGGACGGACCAGCAUUUGGAAGAUGUACAUAGUUAUUUUUCUCUUUGUGAUUUCUCGUUUGGUUUGGUUUGCUUUUGACAGCUUCAUUUUAUUUUUGACGUCACUUUUUGGCCAUGUAAACUAUUUGUGGCAAUUUUACGUUUUUAUUUAUGAAUAAAGAAUGCCAUUUCUCACGCC
Molecule: messenger RNA, 6108 nt
Organism: Pongo pygmaeus (Bornean orangutan)
Lineage: Eukaryota; Metazoa; Chordata; Mammalia; Primates; Hominidae
Gene: LZTS1
Product: leucine zipper tumor suppressor 1
Exons: 4
Coding region: 738-2528 (596 amino acids)
Biological process (GO): regulation of synaptic plasticity; regulation of dendrite morphogenesis
Cellular component (GO): dendritic spine
Source: RefSeq, a predicted model, not a curated record